AUGUCUGACAAGAACACCUCAACUCUUCAAUCAUACAUUGAUUCUGCUUCUGGCGCAGCUCAAUCGGCGCUGGGUUCCAUUACUGGUAACCCUGCUGAUAAGCACGCCGCUGCCCAAAAACACGACGAAGCAGCCCUCAAACACGACGCCUCGCACGCCGGUUUCUCCGCCGGCGGCAUCAGCGCCUCCUCUUCCGGCGCCGUAACCAAAAAUGACCCUGCACGCCAAGAAGGAUCCUGGAACCAGACCAUCGGAUCCGGCAAGGAAUUUGUCGGGGGCAUCCUCGGGAGCGAGGAGAUGAAGAAAGAUGGUCGCGAACAGAAUGCUGCGGGCAGGGGCCAGGAAGCCCAGGGACAAUUGAAUGACUUGGGCAGUGGGGUGAAGAAUAGAGUGCAGGGCACCGUGGGCGGUGCGGUCGCGGGAGUCAUGGGAGAUAGGGAGAAGGAGGAGGCGAGGAGGGAACAGCAUGAUGUGGGGAAGACGCAGCAGAGGGGGGUGGAGAGUGAGUUGGAGAGGCAGAAUAAGUAG
Botrytis byssoidea is the source of this 528-nucleotide messenger RNA. RefSeq lists its product as uncharacterized. The record is from RefSeq and is a predicted model, not a curated record. Bases 1 to 528 code for a protein of 175 amino acids. NCBI's taxonomy places the organism in Eukaryota, Fungi, Ascomycota, Leotiomycetes, Helotiales, Sclerotiniaceae. The transcript is spliced from 2 exons.